UAUUCUAUUCUUUUCUCUUCUCCUCUCCUCUCUCUCAAAUGUGAAAUCAGUACACUAUUCUUUCAUGGCUGAGACUUUGCAUUCUGCCGAGGCCCUCAAAAUGACUACUUCUCCAACUCAAUCCCACAAAUUUCUCUCUUCCCCGAAACUACACUCGCCUAACGAAGGAGAAAUUGAAGAAGCCCUUCAUGAUGAUACAAAUGACAACCAAAGUAGAGGUGUUUUAAUGUUAAAGAAGCUGGAGUGUUGCUUUUCUGGUUAUGAACAAGAUUCAGAGUUGGAUACGGAGACCCUGAAAACUGCAGUCAUUCAAGAUUCACCCUCUGGUAAUGUUGUAUAUGACGCUACCUUGGUCGGUACUGAUAUGGUUGUCCCUGAAAUUGAAGAACCACCUUCUUCUUGUGUGGUGAAGUUUCCUGAUGAUGCGAUUGAUUCAAGAAAUGAAAAGAAUCGCGAGGAGAAGUUUGCUGACGAUUCAGUUUAUUCAAGAACUGGGACGAAGCAAGAAAGGAAUUUUGUUGAUGAUGGAAUUGAUUUAAGAAUUUUGACGAAACAAGAAGGGAAUUUUGUUGAUGAUGGAAUUGAUUUAAGAACCGUGACAAAACAACAAGGGAGUUUUGCUGAUGAUGCAAUUGAUUCAAGUACCGCGAAGAAACAAGAAGGAUUUUUUGCUGAUUAUGCAAUUGAUUCAAGUACUGUGAAGAAACAAAAAGAUAAUUUUGCUGAUGAUGGAAUCGAUUCAAGAACUGUGACGAAACCAGAAGGGCAUUUUGCUGAUGAUGCUAUUGUCUCAAGUACUGUGAAGAAACAAGAAGAUAAUUUUUCUCGAGAUGAUAUUGAUUCAAGAACUGUGACGAAACAAGAAAAGAUUUUUUCUGAUUAUGCAAUUUAUUCAAGUACUGUGAAGAAACGAGAAAGGAAGUUUGCUGAUGACAACGUUGAUUCAAAAUCUGUGAUGAAACUAGAAGGGAAUUUUUCUGAUGCAAUAUGUUCAGGAACUGUGAAUAAACAAAAAUAUAAGUUUGCUGAUGAUUCAAUUGAUUCAAGAACUACGAGGAAAAAAGAGGAUAAGUUUUCUGAUGAUGGUUCAAGAACUGUGAAGAAACAAGAGAAAUUCGAAUCAGUAAAAUGUGCUUUGAAGAUUCAAGUGAUUGAUGAGACAGCACUCAUCGAGUCACCCCGUCUCGGAUAUGGGACAUUUAAUAAUGGGAAGCGCCAAAAAACUCAGGGGACAAAGGAGAAAAGGCCAACGAAAAGGAGCUCGAAAGCUGCAGAAAAGGUGGAAACUUCAGGAACCCAAUCCCAAGAUUAUGGCUACAUUGGGAAUAAAGGGAAGAAAAGACUGGUGUAUUCGAGGAAGAAGAUCGAGGCUUUGAGAUUUGUGGGAUUGGAAGCCCAGAAGAAAAAGUGGAUUGAAAUCUACUGUGGGCUUGGUCCUUUGGUGGCAAAGGAGUAUGAUGAACUGUCUCAUCAUCAGAAACACAAUGCUAGGACCCAGUUCUUGAGAGUUUCCGUGCCCCCUAGAUACUUGGGUGCGGUUGCGGCAAAGAGAGAAGGAAACCAUCUGAAAGUCUCUGUGCGCUGAAGAAUGGCUUCUAGGAGAUGCAAAGAACAUUUUUGCUCCAAAAUCUAUCUCUAGAUUUUUGCACUAGAGUUAGAAUAGUUGCUGAAUUUUACAGGGAAGCUCAAAUAGUUCAUAUGAUUGUUCUGAAUCAUUGAAUGUGCUAUGCAUUUCUUUUGAAAUGAGUAUAUGAUGGCACAUUCUAGGUGUAAAUGUAUGUGAAUUUGCCUGCAAUUGCAAAUCGAACAAUAAAGUCUGGUAGAAUUUGUUUAUUGGAAUGUUGUAGACAUCUGUUGAUUGUAUAAAGGUUUUUCUUUUAAAAAUCUUAGAUAAAUGUCUUGUUUGAAUUAUUUUUCUUCUCCUUUGUGUUAUUGAUGGAUGAAUAACUUCUACGUUGUAGAUGACGGAUGUUUACUAAAUUUGUCCACACCUUUCAGGUGAAAGGCAGUCUUGAAUUUGCAGAGAGUCACUUUAAAAAUGUGAAUACUAGAGAUACUGCCUCGUGUUUUCCUGGUAGUGAUGUAGUUGACUGCUAAGUUGUGGAAGGAGAGUGCAGUGAAGAUGACGCCGCUGAUGAAGAUUACAGUAGCAUACAAAAGCCUGCCUCUUUGGUUACAGGAGAACCCGAAUUUGAUUCAGGGUCUCCACAAGAUGGACUAGAAUAUCUUUGGCAUGUAAGGUAUCAUUUUCACUGAUCAAGAUUUUUGUGUGCACAUAUAAUUUUCAUUUUUGUUCAUGUUAGCUUUUGCUAUUGGAUAACUUGGUUCCAAAUACAGUUAU
Molecule: messenger RNA, 2341 nt
Organism: Olea europaea var. sylvestris
Lineage: Eukaryota; Viridiplantae; Streptophyta; Magnoliopsida; Lamiales; Oleaceae
Exons: 2
Coding region: 65-1585 (506 amino acids)
Source: RefSeq, a predicted model, not a curated record